AUGGUGGAGCUGCGAAAUGAGGAUCCAAGUUCCUUCCAGAACUUCAUGAGGAUGUCUCCAGCCAUGUUUGAUGAAUUGGUAAACAGGCUAACUCCAAGACUCACCAGGCCAAGUACCAACUACAGAACAAACUUGCAGCCUGGACUCAAGUUGGCAGUUACCCUGCGGCACUUGGCCUCUGGAACCAAAUACAGGGACAUGGCGUAUGGCUGGAGAUUGCCACACAACACCAUCAGCAAAGUUGUGAGAGAAGUAUGUCAGGCUAUAUUGGAUGAGUACCUGGAUGAGCAGUUCACAUGCCCUAGCACUGAAGAAGGAUGGCGCCAACUAUCCAAUGAAUGGAUGCACAUAUGGAACUUCCCCCACACCAUUGGCGCCAUCGAUGGCAAGCAUGUCGCAUGCAAAGCUCCCCCCAAAACAGGCUCUGAAUACUACAACUAUAAGGGCUUCUUCAGCAUCAUAUUGUUAACCAUGGUCAGUUCAGACUAUAAGUUCCUGUGGGCAGACGUGUCUGGGAAUGGUUCAGCAUCAGAUGCCCAGAUGUUCAACCACAGUGAGCUGAAGGAAGGCCUUGAGAAUAACAACAUCACGGGUUGGCCACGUCCUGACCCCCUUCCCAAUGACACACAAGAUGUUCCCUACUUCAUCGUGGGUGAUGACGCUUUCUCCCUGAGGACAUACCUAAUGAAGCCUUACAGUGCCAAAAGAAUGACCAGGAAGGAGCGCAUCUACAACUACAGGUUGUCAAGGGCCAGGAGAGUGGUGGAGAAUGCUUUUGGAAUUCUGGUGAACAGAUUUCAGGUCAUGCUCACUACCAUGCAGCACCAUGCAGACACAGUCAGGCUCAUCGUGAAGGCAUGCAUGAUCCUCCACAACCUGAUGCGUAGUCGCUACCCUAUGCUGCAGAACCAGCUGCUUGACCGGGAGCUCUCAAAUGGAGAUAUGGAGCCAGGAGCGUGGAGAAUGGGACAGAACCUGAUAGACACCGUGGAUGUGCAAGCACCAAACAGAGAUUCCAAAGAGGGAAAGAAGCAGCGAAACCUACUGAAGCACUGGUGCAACUCCCCAGCUGGUGCCGUUUCAUGGCAGGAUGGGAUGGUGGAUGUCUAA
Eriocheir sinensis (Chinese mitten crab) is the source of this 1110-nucleotide messenger RNA. Its product is annotated as putative nuclease HARBI1. Bases 1 to 1110 code for a protein of 369 amino acids. The transcript has a single exon. The record is from RefSeq and is a predicted model, not a curated record. NCBI's taxonomy places the organism in Eukaryota, Metazoa, Arthropoda, Malacostraca, Decapoda, Varunidae.